AUAGAUGAUGAUCUAAGAGCAGUCGGCUCAAAUCUCUAGGCAAAGGAACCAGAAUGCAUUGUGUGACUGAAUUCAUAGCAACCCAACUUGGCGGUUUAUAUAAAUUUUAGUAGCAUUAAUGUGAUGACAACAUAGCAAUUGCUUGAGUUUGUUGGGUAUUAGCAGAAAGUGGGAAGCCAUUCUUGUGGAUUACAAGGCCUGAUUUAGUUGUGUGAGAUUCAGUCAUUUUCCCACAUGAAGUUGUCACACAAACCAAAGAUAGAAGCUUGAUAGCAAGUUGGUGUUGUACAAAACAAGUGUUGAACCAUCCUUCUAUAGGAGGUUUUCUAAACACACAAUGGAUGGAAAGUAUAUGUGCGAGAGUGGUUUUGAUAUCGUGGACUUUCUUCAUCGAGCGACAGUCAAAUUGUUGUUAUUGUUCCACCGAGCAGGUUAUUGCAAUUGAAAUUGAUAAUGAUGCGAAAAGAAACGAAAUUGAGGAGCUUGUGAGAGAGCUCAUGGAUGGAGAAAAGGGUAAGGAAAUGGAGAAGAACGUGAUGCAGUGAACGAGUAAAGAAGAAGAUUCAUGUAAAUUUGAUGGUUUUGCUUGUCAACAACUUGACAAAGUGGUUGCUGAAAUUUCUGUUCAAACACAAAGUUAGUUUAUCUCGAUUAACUAGUAGCUAAGAAGCACUAACACUUUGAAAAUGACCAAAUAUAUGAUACCGAUAUGUGUCUAUACAGUUUGCGUGUCAGUUAUUUUGUUGUUGUUUUUCAAAUUUCAGACACGGCUAGGACACAUCUGAGACAUGGUUGAGACACAAAACUUGUCGAUCUUGGAAGAAAAAAUUAGUUAAAACUAACAUUCUAAUUAAAGCCAAAUGUUGUAGCCCAAAGACAAACCAUCAACCCCUCAUUUUAGAUUUGUUAUUAUUAUCUUUUUCCUUUUCUGUUCCUAAAGACCAAACCUCCCACAAACACGAUGUCCCUCCCACAUCCAAACCUUCACUCAUAAAUUCAUGAAUUCUAUGGUAUUAUAACUUGUUAUUUUGAUGUUUUCAAAUAAAAUACUUUACAUAUAUUUAUAUGCACAAUAUAUAUUGAGUUUUUUAAUAAAUAUAACAUAUCUCCAACAUGUCGUGUCCUACUUUUUUUUAAAUUGACAAAUGCCGUGUCGGUUUUCAUGCUUCCAAGACCCGUUGUCUUUUGUUAUAUGUUGUCACAUUUGCUUCUUUCUUUUCAAACAUCCAAACAUUUAACAAUGCUUUUCAAUGACUCAUACUUCCGUUCUUUCUCAGUCUAAAUGCUUUUUCUCAUUUCUUGUAUUCCUCUUUGAUGGCUUUAUGAUCAUUUUUCCUAGAAUACUUGCCCAAUGCUUGAUGAUGAAGACAAUGUUUCUCCUUCUAAACUACGUCAGUUUUAUUUGGUAGUUUUUGUGAACUCAUUUUUUAACACCCAUCUCCAAGAUUCUUCACCUUCAAAGUAAUUAUACAUGGGAAAAGUUUUGAUUUAGAUUGUUAACAUAUUGCAAGUUUUCAUAAAUUUACCUUUUUUAUUCAACUUAAUUGAUCGUUUUCUUUUACUUAACAAAAAUCUUCUAAAAAAAAUGGACCAUUGUCAUAUUGAAUAUCAUCCAAUAUAAAAUUUAAUUCACCUAAUUGCUUGAUUAGAUAUUUAAUAUAUCAUCCAAUCAAUUAACGUCGUUUGGCCAACUUUGCACGGAAAGGUCGAGUUAAUUAGAGGUGAACAUCAGUCGAUCUGAGUUGGUUUUUUGACCAAAUUACCACCAUUGAACCAACUAUGGUUGGUUUAGUGAAUAUUUAAAUCGACUCUAACUAUGAAAAAUUACAAAUUAAUUGUUGGUCAUUGGUCGAUUUAACUUAGUUUAAACCUUUGCAAUUUUUUACUAAUAUUGUCUGUUUGAAUUUUUCCUAAAUCAAUACCGACCAAACAUCUCUUAUCUCCGAUCAAAAGUCUUUGAUUCGAUCUAUUUUGGUCAGUCGACUCGAAACCUAAUUGAGAUAUUGAUUGUUCAAAUUUCGAGAAUUGACUAAAACAAGCAAGAUUUCAUAUUUGGUCCAACUGUGUGAAUGUUAUGGUUGGUUGUUAGUGGUGGUUGUCAUUGGAGUUGAUCAUCAAAGGUGGUCUUCUUCUUCCGAAGUAGUUAUCGGAGCCUAGAGUUGGUUAUCAGAGAUGGUCACGCGCGUGAAGGCGGUAGUUAGAGUAGGUCGUCGGAGUUGCUUGUGCAAAUGUAAUUGUUGGAGUUAGGCACUAGAGUCGUCAUCAAAGAUGACUGGCUAUGCCUAGAGUUGGUCAUUGGAGUUGGCUAUGUGAAGAUAGAAGUCAAAGCAUGUCACUGGAGUUGCUUAUGCAAAAGUGGCCGUAGGAGUUGGUCAAGCAAAUUAAGGUGAUCGUUAGAGUAUGUCACUAGAAUGUGUUGGUAGUAGUUGUUGACGAAGACGAAUAGGUGGCAUUUAAACAUUGAAGAGAGGAGGAUUUGAGCUGAAAGAGUUGAGAUAAGUUGGUAAAAUAACCACUCAACCUCACCAUAUUGCCGAGACAACCCAACUGAGGUUGGUUUGCACCCUUGAACGUUCAACCACUAGUUAUUUAUGAAGAAUUUUUGUCCCUUAAAAGUAUGUUCUUUCAAUGUUUAUUUUUUUUCUUUGAAUGUAAAAGAAAACGCAUGGAGAUAGCUGUAGUCUCACCUGCUCCAACGUUAAUGUGUGUGUUUGUGUUUCGUGAGGGAAAGCAAGGCCAUUGAAGCAACUUUCAAGGCGGACAAAUCUCAUUCACUCAUAAUCAAUCCCACCCAAACCGCACAUUUCCCCCCACGUCAUUUGGUUUUGAAUCAAACCAACUUUUGUUCAUUCACCAUUCCUUCUCUUCUUUGCUCACCGCUCCUAUCCAUUGUGUAUCCUGGAGCUGUUUUUUAUAAAUAUCCCAACCCAAAGGAACAGUUAAAAAGCAUUUGAAAUGGCUAAUCAAAUCCCCACCGCUCCUGAUCUCUUCACUCCUUACAAGAUGGGCAACUUUAAUCUAUCUCACAGAAUCGUAUUGGCUCCAUUGACAAGACAAAGAUCCUACAACAAUGUUCCCCAACAAUAUGCCAUCUUGUAUUACUCUCAGAGAACCACCAAAGGAGGUUUAUUAAUAGCUGAGGCCACCGGUGUUUCUGACACUGCCCAAGGCUAUCCUGAUACACCUGGGAUAUGGACAAGAGAACAAGUUGAAGCAUGGAAACCAAUCGUGGAUGCUGUUCAUUGCAAAGGUGGAACAUUCUUUUGUCAGAUAUGGCAUGCAGGCAGAGUUUCAAAUUCAGGUUUUCAACCAAAUGGACAGGCUCCAAUCUCGUCAUCAGACAAGCCGCUGGCAUCGCAAGUUCAGGCUGAUGGAACUGAUGUUGCCCAAUUUACCUCUCCGAGACGUCUAAGGACAGAUGAAAUCCCUCAAAUUGUCGACCAUUUUAGGCUUGCUGCUAGGAAUGCCAUUGAAGCUGGUUUUGAUGGAGUUGAAAUCCAUGGAGCUCAUGGUUACCUUAUUGAUCAGUUCUUGAAAGAUCAAGUGAACGACCGAACAGACCAAUACGGAGGAUCUAUCAAAAACCGUUGUAGAUUUGCUCUAGAAGUAGUUGAAGCAGCUGUAAAUGAGAUAGGUGGAGACAGAGUUGGGAUAAGACUAUCGCCGUUUGCCAAUUACAUGGAGGCGGGAGACUCAAAUCCUAAAGCUUUGGGGAUGUACAUGGCAGAAAAUUUGAACAAAUAUGGAAUUUUGUACUGCCACAUGGUGGAGCCACGGAUGGAAACUGCUUCAGAGAAAGUUGAGACUCCUCACAGCCUGUUACCAAUGAGAAAGGCAUUCAAGGGUACAUUCAUAGCUGCUGGAGGGUAUGAUAAGGAAGAUGGAAACAGAGCCAUUGCUGAGGAUCGAGCGGAUCUCAUUGCUUAUGGACGUUUGUUUUUGGCAAAUCCAGACAUGCCAAGGAGAUUCAAGAUAGAUGCUCCUCUCAACCAGUACAUUAGAGAUACUUUUUAUACAUCAGAUCCUACGAUUGGUUACACUGAUUAUCCCUUUUUGGAAGAGUAGCAAUUAUCAUUUGGAGUGGCUUCAUUUAGCUAUAUGAAAUAAGUAGUUGGUGUUCAUGUACUUUGGUGAUUAUGUUUCAAUUCCAAAUAUACAUCAUAAUGUCAUGGAUUUAUACGAGUCUCCGACUUUCUGUCACGUUUUGUUUUGUUCCACUGGGUCGAAUGGUUGAAGCAAACACAUGAACUCAAUGGGCAUACAAAUUUGAAGCACAAAUUAGUGUAAAUGUGCUAUUUAGGGCCAUACGUUUCUGCAUGGAAAUGUGAGUAUAACCGUUCCUGCUAUGAGAGGGCCAGGGCUAUGAUAUGACAGAAAACAAAGUUGCUGCUCAAAACCAGAUGGAUGUUGUUUUGUUUAUGGUCGUUUGUUUUGAGCCAAUCUAUCCUUAUUGGCCAUGGACAUUUGAGCACAAUGUAUUAAGUGAUUGUAAACACUAAACAGUUAAUUGUUGUUAAUAUAGUCGAAGUGCUGUUAUGUGUUUGCUAGUGGUUACAAGGUUGGUUAGUCAUGUAAAAACCAUUUCUUUACUCUUCCUCAACCUGUAUUUAUAAUGUACUUCUCCAACUUUCAUAUCAAUGAGAAGAACUCUGAUUUAUUCAA
Molecule: messenger RNA, 4662 nt
Organism: Cucumis sativus (cucumber)
Lineage: Eukaryota; Viridiplantae; Streptophyta; Magnoliopsida; Cucurbitales; Cucurbitaceae
Product: putative 12-oxophytodienoate reductase 11
Exons: 4
Coding region: 2956-4065 (369 amino acids)
Molecular function (GO): oxidoreductase activity; FMN binding
Source: RefSeq, a predicted model, not a curated record